Nestor notabilis (Kea) is the source of this 531-nucleotide messenger RNA. RefSeq names its product INO80 complex subunit C (gene INO80C). The transcript is spliced from 5 exons. Gene Ontology annotation, cellular component: Ino80 complex. The record is from RefSeq and is a predicted model, not a curated record. NCBI's taxonomy places the organism in Eukaryota, Metazoa, Chordata, Aves, Psittaciformes, Psittacidae. Gene Ontology annotation, biological process: chromatin remodeling.
AUGAAUGGACUUGGAUCCUUCUCCUACCUUGGCUGAAGCCUGUUGUUCAGCAGAAGGAUUUUAAUACACUCCCUGAGCAGCAUUACAAUGUUAACAGCACACGAACAUAUUAGUGCAGGUGGAGAGGCCAUGAAUGAAAAAUUUCUGAACACAGACUCCAGCACAGGAUCAGUGGAAACAACCAUCAAGCCGUUACCAUUUAAAGAUCCAAACUUCAUUCACUCUGGCAUUGGUGGAGCAGCAGCUGGCAAGAAGAACAGAACUUGGAAGAACCUAAAACAAAUUCUUGCUUCUGAAAGGGCAUUGCCAUGGCAACUAAAUGAUCCUAGCUAUUUUAAUAUUGAUGCUCCUCCUUCCUUCAAACCUGCCAAGAAAUACUCAGACAUUUCAGGACUUCCGGCAAAUUACACAGAUCCCCAGAGCAAGCUGAGAUUUAGUACUAUUGAAGAAUUUGCCUAUAUUCGGAUGCUCCCUUCAGAUGUGGUUACAGGAUACCUGGCUCUAAGGAAAGCAACAAGUAUUGUUUCCUGA